CUGCACGUCUCUGGCGCUCCACCAUCCAGCCCGGCGCCCUCCCAUCCCCAUAGCUGCCAGCCGGAGCUCCGCGUUGCCAGCAGCUCCAGCGGUUUCGAAACGCGCUGCGGGUUUCGUGCUUUCUGUGCCUGUUUGGGCGCGGUAGCGGUGAGAAUUCACGGUGACCGGAGGCCGUUGCCAGGCAGCGCCGAGCCGGGCUGUGAAUGUGUAGAGGCGGCUGACGGCCGAACUCAAGCCCCCCGCCUCUCUGCCUGCCCGCAGCACGGAGAUGGCUUUCAGCGAGAGCCGGCCCGAAGCGGCCGAGGUGGAACAGGACGAAGGCGCGGGCGGGGAGCCGGACGUGAUCGCCAAAGCCAACUCGCUGCAGGCGUUCAGCGAGAGCGAGGAGGCCCGCAGCCUGCUGGCCGCCCUGAGAACCGUCACCGCCGACCAGGCCGCCAGCGAGAUCCUCAAACAGAAAUUCACCGUCAUAAUGGACAAAUACCAGGAACAGCCUCAUCUGCUGGAUCCACACUUAGAAUGGAUGUUGAAUAUGCUCUUGGACAUAGUGCGCAAUGAACAUUCUCCUUCAUCUCUUGUUCACCUUGCAUUCAAAUUCCUUUAUCUCAUCUCAAAGGUGCGUGGCUAUAAAUAUUUUUUGAGAUUGUUCCCUCAUGAAGUGGUUGAUUUGCAGCCUGUAUUGAAUUUACUCACUCAACAAGACCCAAAAGACUGUCAAACUUGGGAGACGCGUUACAUACUUUUAUUGUGGUUAUCCAUGACUUGCCUACUUCCAUUUGAUAUGGCACGACUUGAUGGUAAUAAUUCCACACUGGAAGGACAAUCUAGGACACCCAUUAUGGAUCAGAUUUUGAAUAUAGCAAAGUCUUACCUGACAGUUAGUGACAAAGGAAGAGAUGCUGCUGCUGUCCUUGUAUCCAAGUUUGUAACUCGCCCAGAUGUUAAAGAGAAGAGAUUGCCAGAUUUCUUGGAUUGGACAUUGACAUCAUUAUCCAAAGCGGAUCAGACGAUGGAAGGCAUGGUUGUGAUAGAUGGAAUGCUUCAGGCUCUGGCUCAACUGUUCAAACAUGGGAAAAGAGAUGACUUUUUACCCUUUGCACCAAUGGUAUUGAAGUGCCUUGAUGAAUGCAACAUUCCCGAAUGCAACCAUACUAUUCUUCGGAAACUGGGCAUAAAACUCAUUCAAAGGUUGGGCCUUACAUUUCUGAAGCCAAAGAUUGCAAAAUGGAGGUAUCAGCGUGGGAGCAGGUCUUUGGCUCUAAACUUACAAAUGGCAGGUCAAAGUCAACGGAUUAACAACAUCACAUCUAUAAAGAAAAUGGAUUUAAAAGCAGAGGAGGAUGAUGAUGAUGAUGAUGACUAUGAUAUUCCUGGAGAGAUAGAGAAUGUGAUAGAGCAAUUGCUGUUUGGAUUGAAGGACAAAGAUACUAUUGUAAGGUGGUCUGCAGCAAAAGGUAUAGGAAGAGUGACUGGAAGAUUGCCAAAAGAACUUGCAGAUGAUGUUGUUGGAUCUGUGCUCGAAUGCUUCAGUUUUCAGGAAACAGAUACAGCCUGGCAUGGUGGAUGUCUUGCACUAGCCGAACUGGGUAGAAGAGGAUUGUUACUUCCUUCUCGGCUUCCUGAUGUUGUACCUGUAAUUCUCAAAGCAUUGACUUUCGAUGAGAAGCGUGGUGCUUGUAGUGUGGGAGCGAACGUGAGGGAUGCUGCCUGCUAUGUCUGCUGGGCUUUUGCUCGUGCUUACGAUCCUCAAGAAAUGAAACCAUUUGUUAAUCAGAUAGCAAGUUCUUUGGUAAUAACGGCGGUAUUUGAUCGGAAUGUCAAUUGUCGAAGAGCUGCCUCAGCUGCUUUCCAAGAGAACGUUGGAAGACAGGGCACAUUUCCACAUGGAAUUGAGAUCCUAACUGCAGCUGAUUAUUUUGCAGUUGGAAAUCGGACCAAAUGUUUUUUGAAUAUUAGUUUAUACAUUGUUGGAUUUCCCGAGUAUACUCAACCUUUGAUUGAUCAUCUGAUACACAAGAAAUUUAACCAUUGGGAUUGUGCCAUUCGAGAACUAACAGCAAAGACCCUCCAUAAUCUUACUCCAUAUGCUCCGGAAUACAUGGCAAACAAUGCUUUAUCACAGUUGUUACCUUUAGCAACGGGCAUUGAUUUGAACACUCGUCAUGGUGCCGUAUUGGCUUGUGCAGAGAUUGUUUAUGCACUCUACAAAAUAACUGUAGAGCACAACAGGCCAGUAACAGAUUUUAUCAAUGAGAAUACACUGGAAAGUCUGAAGAAUAUUCAUCGAAAGCUUUAUAACUGCCAGUUUUACAGAGGAUUCGGUGGAGCAUUUAUGAGACCAGCAGUUUGCUGUUUCAUAGAAAAAAUGUCACUGUCAAAAAUGCCUUUGAAGAAUGACUCCAUAAUUGGUGAAUGGCAGUGGCUUAUUGAUGACAGUCUGAAAAGCAUUCACCACUUUACAAGCACAGCAAAACAGAAGGCCAAGUUUCAGGAAGCUGUAAUCUCAGCACUGACUGCUUUGUGCAAUGAGUAUUAUCAAACCGUGCAGGGAACUGCAGAUCCUGAAAUACAAAAUAAACUAGUGGACAAAUACGUUUCUGAGCUACAGCGCCCUGAAGAAAUGACUCGUUGUGGAUUUUCUUUAGCAUUGGGUGCACUUCCAAAAUUUAUGCUAAAUGGUAAACUCCACCAGGUAUUAGAAGGGCUACAGAGAGUCACCUGGAUGACAGUGAAAGAUACCAGCUUUGCAGAAGCAAGAAGGGAUGCACUGAAGGCCAUUGCUCAAGUCUGUAAGACAGCGGGUGUGAAAGAAGAUGGGCCAUGCGAUCAGGUUGUCUGUCAAAGUAACGUGUCUCAGAUCUAUAAUACCUUGUUGGAUUGUUUGAAUGACUAUACUACAGACAGUCGAGGGGAUAUUGGAGCAUGGGUACGUGAAGCUGCUAUGACAAGCUUGAUGGAACUAACGAUACUGUUGGUGCAGACUCAUCCUCAGCUCAUUUCUCCUGAUAAUUGUAGACAAAUGAUGUGCUACUUGGCUCAAUUGUCAGCUGAGAAGAUCGAUAGAUUCCGAGCACACGCGGGCUCCGUUUUUCUUCAAAUGUUACACUUUGAUAACCCUGCAGUCCCACAUGUUCCACACCGGGAGGAGCUAGAGAACAUUUUUCCACGAUCAGAACUUGAAACACUGAAUUGGAGCGCGCCCUCUCAAGCCUUUCCUCCAAUCACAAAACUUCUAGGGCUCCCAGCUUACCAGUACCGUGUUUUGUUGGGUCUCACAGUAUCGGUAGGAGGGCUUACUGAAUCUACGGUGCGAUAUUCAGCUCAGUCACUCUUUGACCAUCUCAAAACAAUUCACAAUGAUCUAGAAGCCAUGAAUAAGUUUUGUGGAACCUUAAUACAAAUCUUUAAGGACAAUUUACAUAAUGACAGGGUGUCCAUCCCUCUGUUGAAGAUGCUUGACCAGAUGCUGGCUAAUGGAUGCUUUGAUAUUUUCACAGCAGAUGAAAGCCACUACUUUGCUAAACAGUUGCUCUCCCUCUGCAAGGAAGAAAUCAAGAAGUCCAAAGAUGUCCAGAAACUUCGAGCUAGCAUUUCAGUGUUCUGUGGUCUUAUUCAAUUCCAAGGUGAUAUCAGAAAAAACAUCCUCUUCCAGCUCUUGUUCUUGUUGUGCUACCCAUUCCCAAUAAUAAGAAAGACAACUGCCAGCCAGAUGUAUGAAAUGCUUUUAACAUAUGAUGAUGUCAUUGAUGCAGAGGUAUUGGACGAAGUGAUGGCAAGUCUCAGUGACAACAACUGGGAUGCUGACCUUCCCACUGUACGAGCUCAACGGAAUCAUCUUUGUGACCUGAUGGGUGUUCCAAAACCAGUAAUUGCUACUAAGCUGCAUCAGGGUGUUCCAUGAUUGAAGAUUUCCCAUGUGUCUGAACAGACAGGACAUGCAGAGAGCUAAAUGUGUGUUCAGUCUACUACCCGUUGGAUGCCUUUCACAAACUGUUCCAAUCUGUUGCCACUACAAAGCAAGAUGACUGAAGAGCUGCUCAGCAUGUGAAAGUACACACGAAUAAAGAGUAGGCUGUGUUCAACCUCAACAUUUCCCUCCAGAUGUUGUUCUUGAUGUGGUUAUUGAUUUCCUUAAGACCCCAAAGGGGAGUAAAUUGCCGAACAAGUCAAUACUACAUGCACUGUGAGCAAAAUGUUUUUAAUGCAGUGUUUGGAUGUAACCCUUCACCCCCAAGAUGGCACCUUUGCUUCCGCAACAUCCUUUACGUUGUUUAGGUUCAUUGUACAAGAACUAAUGUUCUGUUUCUAUUGAUGGAUCUGAACCUAAGCACAUUCUUAAAUAAAAAUCAUGAGUUUUACUUAU
Pristis pectinata (smalltooth sawfish) is the source of this 4363-nucleotide messenger RNA. It is a transcript of the gene tbcd, whose product is annotated as tubulin folding cofactor D. Gene Ontology annotation, cellular component: lateral plasma membrane. Gene Ontology annotation, molecular function: GTPase activator activity; beta-tubulin binding. The record is from RefSeq and is a predicted model, not a curated record. The coding region runs from base 269 to 3901 and encodes 1210 amino acids. Gene Ontology annotation, biological process: adherens junction assembly; microtubule cytoskeleton organization; post-chaperonin tubulin folding pathway. Lineage: Eukaryota; Metazoa; Chordata; Chondrichthyes; Rhinopristiformes; Pristidae. The transcript has 39 exons.